ACACCACAUACUGGAUCUAGCCAUUGACAGCGUCCCUUCUGACCUAGGAUGUCCGCCGGAUUAGUUCUUUCCAGCCUGCGUUCGAUACGUUCGGAGAAUCUACGUGGAAAAUUUCCCAACGAGCCUUUUCUUUUCCUUCUUCAAAAUUCGUCCACAUGUCGCGAUUAUUUCGUCUUUUUCUAGUAACGCCCCUUCUCUUCACGGUUGCAUUAGGGCUUUCCGGAUCUAUUUUUCCACAGUAUUUCUUCGCAUGUAUACAUCAUUUGUUGCGUAUGACAGCCACACGAAGAGGAUGUUUUGAUGACUGGAUGGCCAAGUUUUUAAUGCAUAGCUUGCGCGAGCGCAAAUGGAACGGAAUCAGAAUGAUUAGUCUUCAACCUGCGAAUCAUGGUGAGCCGCCUCAGAGACGACCGAUGGUACGACGGAUGGAUGCUACAGCGCGCAUUCUUUUGCGCUGCUGUUGCGAAGUUCGCAUGGCCCAUCCCACUUCCGUUCCCCCAUGAGGCGCUUGAUGCCCAAUGUGAAUCACGCCAAUCUAGAUCUUUCAAC
Aaosphaeria arxii CBS 175.79 is the source of this 549-nucleotide messenger RNA. RefSeq lists its product as uncharacterized. The transcript has a single exon. The coding region runs from base 156 to 503 and encodes 115 amino acids. The record is from RefSeq and is a predicted model, not a curated record. NCBI's taxonomy places the organism in Eukaryota, Fungi, Ascomycota, Dothideomycetes, Pleosporales.